Astrephomene gubernaculifera is the source of this 2805-nucleotide messenger RNA. The record is from the annotation of a GenBank genome assembly. NCBI's taxonomy places the organism in Eukaryota, Viridiplantae, Chlorophyta, Chlorophyceae, Chlamydomonadales, Astrephomenaceae.
GGAAAUACCCUACUAUUGAAGUAAUGACCUCUAGCUCGCCGCAGAGCUACGGCAACCACUAUCGUUCGUCGCACUGGACUCGUUCAGGAUUGCAACGCUGCUUCCGUCAAUCUCUUCGGCGACCUUGGUCGCUUACCGUGCAAUAGCCGUCGCAAUGCAAGGGCAUACCGCAGCGGUUGGGUGCCCGACGCGCCGGCUGGGUUUCACAAUUGCCCACCAUCGGACGGAAAGGACUGGCUUGGCGCUGGCGUCACAGUGCUUACGAGGCUUCCCGUCUCUUCCUGGCAACAUGCCAGUCGCCGUAUCAGUACCGGGCAGCGGUUCUCCUUGCCACCAUGCCCUUCCCUUGCGCCCACUUCUAGUCGCAAAUGCAAGCGUGCGCGCAACUUCUACACUCACGUCAGGCUCAGCUUCAAACACAGCCAGCACCACUGCUUUUCCUGCAUCCAUCUUCGCCUCCCUCUGCCCUAACCGUCAUCCAGUCAGACCCAUGGGUCCGUCCGCCUCCUUGGCGCCUUCCAGAUCCCUCGCCACCGCCGUACACGCAUCUGCCGUACCAUCGCUCGCUAGCGGCUCGUACAGCACCGCUGCUGCUGCAUGCUACACCCCGGCAGCAUCUGCCUCAGCCCCCGUUGCUGCAGGUACUCCAGCAAGCAGCCCCCAGCAACAGGCUUGUACGCAGGAUACGUCGCAGGCUGGGGCAGGGCGGCGGCGGCAGCAGCGCCCCGCUGCUGUGGUGUUGGGUAUUGAGAGCAGCUGCGAUGACACGGGGGUGGCGGUGGUGACGUCAGAGGGGCGAGUGCUUGGGGAGGCGAUCGCCACGCAGGCGGACGUACACGCGCCGUGGGGCGGCGUGGUCCCCACUCUGGCUCGAGACGCGCACGCUGCCGCCAUAGACCGCACCGUAGCGGCUGCGCUGGCGGCUGCGGGGCUGCAGCCGCAGCAGCUGAGCGCCAUCGCUGUCACACAGGGCCCGGGGCUGGGGCUGUGCCUGAGGGUGGGUGUUUCCAAGGCACGAGAUCUGGCAAGGAAGUACGGCAUUCCGCUGGUUUCCGUACACCAUAUGGAGGCGCAUGCACUGGUAGCCCGGUUGCCGCCGGCUGCAGCGGAGGCGGCCGCGCCUGCCGUACGGUUAGCCGCCGCCACUGCCCCUGACCAGCCUAGCAGCUCAUCUACAAGUGAACCGCAGCAGAUGGUUCUCAGGUUGUUGGAGCAACCACAACAGGAUGCAGUACAGCAGCAGCAGCAGCAGCAGCAGCAGCAAUUGGCGCAACGACAAGAGGAGCAGGAGUCCCAACAACGGCAACUGUCUGAAGCGUGUCAACAGGAACAGCAGGAUGGAGGGUUAUCGCAAACUGCAGAGCUCGUGCACCAACAAGAACAGCAACAGCAACAGCAACAACCCUGUCUCCCGGCUCACCAGGGCCAUCAACAGCAAGCCACCCCUAAUCAAAACACCGCAACAGAAACACCAUCAUCCUUCCAAUCAAAUGGCGUUAACUCCUCAACCAACAGCAGUUCGUCCAUCCCCAAUACCGUCAACAGCUCUGCCGUACAAGCCCACGCUGUUGUACGCCCCAACAGCGCUGCCGUACAAGUCGACGCAGCAGCUGUGCUGGGGGACGUGGGCGCCGCCACGGCUGGCCUGCCGUUCCCCUUCCUGUGUCUGCUGGUGUCGGGGGGCCACAACCUGUUGGUGCUGGUGCGGGGGGUGGGCAGCUACGUGCAGCUGGGGACCACCCUGGAUGAUGCGCUGGGUGAGGCGUACGACAAGGUCGCCCGCCUGAUGGAGCUGGAGCUGCGGCCGCACGGGGGGGCGGCUCUGGAGGCGCUGGCAAGGGAUGGCGACCCAAAGGCCUACAACUUCCCCGUGCCCAUGCGCAAGCACGCCACCUGCGACUUCUCCUUCGCCGGCCUCAAGACCAGCACCCGCCUGGCAAUAGAGCGGGAGCUGGCGCCCCCGGCCUCGCAGCACCUAACACCGCAGCAGCUGCACCAGGUCCGAGCCAACAUCGCCGCCUCCUUCCAGUCGGUGGCUGUACGGCACCUGCUGGACCGCACCCGCCGCGGAGUGGCCUGGGCGCGGGAGCUGCUGACGGCGGAGCACACCCGGCAGCAGCAACAGCAGCAGCAGCAGGCUGGGCAACCGCAGCAGCAAGCAGGGCAAGAGCAGGCUGAGCAGCAACCUCAGCAGCCCGAGCUUCAUCAGCAGCUCGAGCAACCGCAGGCUGAACAUCAGCAGCCACAACAGCCGCAGGCCGAACAGCAGCCCCAGCAGCAGGCAGCCCCCCGGCAGUUGGGCCACCUGGUUGUUGCGGGCGGGGUGGCAUGCAACCGGGUGGUGCGGGACAGCCUGCAGCAGCUAGCGGACGCGGAGGGGCUGCAGCUGGUGCUGCCCCCGACCCGCUGGUGCACCGACAACGGGGUCAUGGUGGCCUGGGCGGGCAUGGAACGACUGGCCCGGGGCUGGGCGGAACCCCCACCGCCGCCCCUGCCGCUACCCCUACCCCGACAAGCACCCUCAGCUACCCCUACCGCUUGCGAGGACGGGGCAGCAAGCGCAGAGGCAGGUACGGCAAGCACGGAACCGGCUGCCGGUUCCGGAGCUCCGGUGAGUGAUCUAGCUGCUGCGACGGUGGCGGCGGCGGCGAUAGCUGCGGUGAGGGAGGCGGAGGAGGAGUGGAUUGAGUUGAAGCCGCGGUGGCCGCUGACCAGCGAGCUGCACCCCCGCAGUGCCGCCGCGCAGGGCGAGCAGCGGAGGUCGAUGAAGAAGGUGCGACUGGCAGUCCCUCUGAGCGAUCUGGC